Molecule: messenger RNA, 2590 nt
Organism: Zalophus californianus (California sea lion)
Lineage: Eukaryota; Metazoa; Chordata; Mammalia; Carnivora; Otariidae
Gene: TRA2A
Product: transformer 2 alpha homolog
Exons: 8
Coding region: 1079-1621 (180 amino acids)
Biological process (GO): positive regulation of mRNA splicing, via spliceosome
Cellular component (GO): spliceosomal complex
Molecular function (GO): RNA binding
Source: RefSeq, a predicted model, not a curated record
GAAGGUUUCUGGCGGGGCCGGCGCCAUUUUGCCGGAGCCUGUGACCGAGUGGGAGUGGAGUGGGGCGGCCGUUGUUGCCGACUCUUUCCUCCUCCCCACGGUCCAGUCAGCGGUUGAUUAGGCUAUCGGCCCUCAAGCCGAGACUUGUCUCUUAUUUAGUUCUGGGGAGCGCCUGGCCGACAUGAGUGAUGUAGAGGAGAACAACUUCGAGGGCAGAGUUAAUGUUCGUGAAGAAAUUGAAGAGUUUUUUCCAAGAAUGUGGAAGAUAAAUCAAGAUAAAAGAAGGCUAAUGAAAAGUAUUAAAGAUCAGAAAAUUAAAAUUGAAUGGGGGAAAAAAUUGAACAGAAGAUUGGUCAGAUAGAAGCACUUGAAUAUUUUUUUUAAGGCUAUUUUGAAUUGUUUGAAUUGGGGAAGAAUACACGAAGUAUGAAAAAUGAAAAACUCAAUGAAGAAUGAAGAGAAGUAGAAAGCAAGAGUGAAGUAGAAUUAAAAGAAUCUGGAAGAAUGAAUGGGUCCUAGGUUAAGUAAAUGUAUGGUUUAUGUUCCAGUGUCUGUAUGAUCAAGUUGUAGAUGAAUUUGCAUGAUUUCUUAGUUAAUAGAGAAUUGGUGAUCUGGUUCAAGUAGGGAAUUAUUGAGGACAGUUAGCAGUAUUAACAAUGGGUUAUUAAUGAGCUGAAAUUUUUUUCUGGAGGGUGUUGCCUAACCAUUUGUUUUUCAGGAGCAAUCAAUAUAAAUAAUUACGGUACUUUAAAUGUUAGGUGUUAGGCAUCUAUGUGACCAGUGCCAUUUGUAAUACUGUCUUCUUUGUUAGGAGUCUCGCUCUCAGUCAAAAUCUCCAACGGGAACUCCUGCUCGUGUAAAAUCGGAGAGCAGGUCAGGAUCUCGUAGUCCAUCAAGGGUUUCCAAACACUCAGAAUCCCAUUCUCGAUCAAGAUCAAAAUCCAGGUCGAGGUCGAGGAGGCAUUCUCAUAGACGUUACACUCGAUCCAGAUCCCAUUCUCACUCUCAUAGGAGACGAUCUCGAAGUAGGUCAUAUACACCAGAAUACCGGCGUCGAAGAAGCCGAAGUCAUUCUCCAAUGUCUAACCGGAGAAGACAUACAGGCAGCAGGGCAAAUCCAGAUCCCAACACUUGUCUUGGAGUGUUUGGCCUCAGUUUAUACACAACUGAGAGAGAUCUUCGUGAAGUAUUUUCUCGAUACGGACCAUUGAGUGGUGUCAAUGUGGUUUAUGAUCAGCGAACUGGACGAUCACGAGGAUUUGCUUUUGUUUAUUUUGAAAGAAUAGAUGACUCAAAGGAGGCUAUGGAAAGGGCAAAUGGAAUGGAGCUGGAUGGUAGAAGAAUUCGAGUGGAUUAUUCUAUUACCAAGAGAGCUCACACACCUACACCCGGAAUCUACAUGGGCAGACCAACUCAUAGUGGUGGUGGUGGAGGUGGAGGCGGUGGUGGAGGUGGAGGCGGUGGCCGGCGUCGAGAUUCUUACUAUGAUAGAGGAUAUGAUCGUGGGUAUGACAGAUAUGAAGACUAUGAUUACCGGUACAGAAGAAGAUCACCUUCUCCUUACUAUAGUCGGUACAGGUCACGAUCGAGAUCUCGUUCCUACAGCCCAAGACGCUAUUGAUAUACAGAAUGGUUGCAGAUGAGGACAUCUUUUUCUGUGUGUGUGUGUGUGUGUGUGUGUGUGUUGAUUUGGGGUUUGUUUGUUUUGGUUUGGUUUUGGUUUGGUUUUUGUUUAAUUCUGGAUUUCCCCAAGCUUCUAAUCCUUCUUACUUCUUAAAACGAACCCUUAAAAAAAACUUCGUUUAUUCACCAUCUACACUAUGUCAGUUGUAUUGCUGUUUCCACCCCUUUUAGUAUGCUCUUAAGAUGUAAUUGUUGUCAUUUGAGUAGUUAAACAUCUUAAGUAAAAAAAGGAACUCCCAGUGUUAGGCUUUGUAAAUGAUUUUUUUCUUUUUUUUUUUUUUUUUUUUUUUUUUUUACUUUUUUACUUUUUUUCUUUUUUUGCUUUGUUUUUUACAGAAAAUUAACUCCUGGCUAAUCAAAUGAGGAAAGAAAUGAUCUUUUUAAAGCUUUUGUGUUAAAUAUUAGAUAUUGUACUAGAGACCUCCAUUUACAACAAACUCCUUUUUUAACUUUCUUUUGGGGAAGGUAGUAACACAUAAAGUAGUUCAGUCAUGUCAAGUUUGUCUGGGGUGGCAUGGAGCAGUCAAAUAGUUGGGUGUAGAAAAUUUGAAGCUAUAGAAGAAAACACUUGGUCAUUUCUUUUGAAGAACGAAAUUUUUGAACCCUAAAAAUUACGUCAUUUUUUUAGAGAUGAAAAGCUUGUGGACUCCUACAAAAUAUGUUGUAUUUAAAAUACAUCUGUUAAAACUUAAAGUGUGAUUUUUGUGUUGAAUUUAUUGAAAUUUAAGUAUUCCCUUAAUCAGUGAAGGACAACUCUUAUUUAUUACUUAGAGCAAUUAUAUACUUUCCUGUUAGAAAUUUUGCUGUUGGGACAAUGGUUAAGCAGGCUGUUAUUGUAUAGUAUAGAGUCCUUAGAAGAUACGUGUGAGGAAAAGUAGUCUCAAAUAAAAGUUAAUUUCUUUGAAAA